Lineus longissimus is the source of this 7581-nucleotide messenger RNA. RefSeq names its product atlastin-2-like. The record is from RefSeq and is a predicted model, not a curated record. NCBI's taxonomy places the organism in Eukaryota, Metazoa, Nemertea, Pilidiophora, Heteronemertea, Lineidae. The transcript is spliced from 10 exons. Gene Ontology annotation, biological process: protein homooligomerization; endoplasmic reticulum organization. The coding region runs from base 1346 to 2974 and encodes 542 amino acids. Gene Ontology annotation, molecular function: GTP binding; GTPase activity.
AGUGUAACCAUACACUGAAACUAUUUGAAUAUGUGUACGCCCAGAAAAGACAUAAAUAAAUGGCAUUACACACUCAAACCACGGACACCUCAAUUUUUUUCACUCAUUUUCACUUUCAACUUUUUCCUUUUCCAGCCUGCGAUUUGUGUCUUGCCCAGUUUUAUUGAUCUUUUUCAGUCAGUCCUGUCAUAAGCUGCUCUGAUUUUCAGGUAAUUCGCUGAGAAGAUUUUAUUUGUUCACUCAUUUCAAGCACUAGAUUUGGUUUUCCGUCAUUCAAUGAGAGAUUGAGAGCGCGCGCACGUGAUGGGGGUGCCACAGGCGUGACAGGGGCCGCCACUUUAUGACUUGCACUUGCCACUGGCUCCAGGAAUGGGGACUUGCCUGUCCCAACCCAGUCACCUUGCUUGACAUUGUUUAUUCUCCUCCAUAUCGUCACAAGCUGACAUAGGGCUAUAGAUGACAUAGCUAUAGGCCUAGGCCGACGAUACAUGUCUUGAGUUAGGAGCUUGUCUCCAACUGUUCAGUGCCUCUGCCAGCCUCUUCCCCAGUCAUUGUGCGUCUUCGCCAGUUGCUGAUGCCAGGUUGGAUUGUAGCUAGAUUGGCUAAGUGAGUAACAGUAAUCUAGCAGUGAGGUCUAAAUUUGGUUUAAAUGAAUAUACGGCUGAUGUUAAUCAUAUACAGCUAUGAGCUAUGUAAACAUUAGCGUUGACCACAACCAAAAACGUGUGUUGACCACAACCAAAGACACGUGUUGACCGCAACCAAAGACAUGUUGUGUUGACCACAACCAAAGACAAGUUGUGUUGACCACAACUGAUGACAGAUUGUGUUGACAACAACCAAAGACAUGUUGUGUUGACCACAACCAAGGACAUGAGAUAGGAUAUGAGGCUCCUUAGAUAUUGACGAUAAAUUGACAAUCGGCAGCAAAAGUUUGUUCCAGUGUUCUGAUCUGACAAUUAACAGGUGGAGAAACGUGCUUCAUUUGUUCUAUCAUUGGCCUGUCUGGCUUGGUGUCCAGUCUGGUACUAGACAAAACAAUCCCUUCUGAUAUAUCAGUGUGACAUCAUUGACCCCCUCACCUGGUUAUACUGAGAUAAACCUUUCCUAUGAACCUUGGCCGGCCUGGCCCAAUGCAUAAUGCUUUUCAUAAUCACAGUUGUUGGGAUGUAUGCACACUUUCUAUGUUCCACUGUUGAUUUAUGCCUGUGGGAAUAGCUGGUGUUUCAACAGCUGAAUAAUUGUGACACUAUCAUCAUUCACAUUUAUAGACCUAUCAUAUGCAUGGACUCCUUGCUCCAGUAAACAAUUCCAAUUCAUUGGCUUGAAAGCAUCAUUUAUAACUAUGGAUCAUUCCAUGGAUGGAUCUGCUGACCCACAUAAGGCUGAGGGAGACAAACUUGUUAAUGUGUCUGCCAGUGGUGCCCAGCUGAAGGGGGAACCAGUCCAGAUCGUCUUGGCCACCGAAGAACAUACAUUCGAAUUAGAUGAAGAGGCCCUAAGUAAAAUCUUACUGGACCCUCGAGUCCGGGAUCGGAAUGUUGUCGUCGUCUCGGUGGCUGGAGCCUUCAGGAAGGGAAAGUCGUUCUUACUCGACUUCUUCCUCAGAUAUCUUUCUGCUUUGGAUGAUCCAAAUUGGCUGGGCGACAGCAACUCUCCCUUGGAGGGGUUCUCCUGGCGAGGGGGAUCAGAGCGUGACACUACCGGUAUCCUGAUGUGGAGUGAACCAUUCGUUGUAAAGGCAGCAUCUGGAGACGAACUUGUUGUAUUACUUAUGGACACUCAGGGUGCCUUUGACAGCUCGUCCACCGUCAAGGAUUGUGCCACAGUGUUUGCUCUCAGUACCAUGGUCAGUUCUGUACAGGUGUAUAACUUAUCGAUGAAUAUUCAAGAGGAUGAUCUACAGCAUCUGCAGUUAUUCACCGAAUAUGGCCGAUUAGCUUUAGAAGAUAAUAACAACACGAAACCUUUCCAAGUUCUUGAAUUUCUUGUUCGUGACUGGUGCUACCCCUACGAGGCCGCAUAUGGUGAGCAAGGGGGGCUUGCAAUGCUCGAGAAACGACUACAGAUAUCCGACCGCCAGCAUCAAGAGCUGCAGCAGAUUCGGCAACACAUCAAGUCUUGUUUCCAAAGAAUCGGCUGCUUCCUAUUACCACAUCCUGGCCUAAAGGUGGCCACCAAUCCACACUUCGACGGUCGUUUGUCAGAUAUUGAAUCAGAAUUCCAGGAGCAUUUGAAGAAACUGGUUCCGCGGCUCUUGUCUCCCCAAAACGUCGUCGUCAAAGAAAUCAAUGGCAGCAAAGUGACAGGCAAAGGAUUAUUGGAAUAUUUCAGAGCCUACAUAAAAAUUUAUCAGGGAGACGAGCUUCCCGAGCCAAAGUCCAUGCUCCAGGCCACUGCUGAAGCCAACAAUCUCGCCGCUGUUGCAAAUGCCAAAGACUUGUACAACAAGGAAAUGGAAAAGGUGUGCGGAGGUGACCGACCGUACAUGGGUCCCGAGUUACUACAGCGGGAGCACAGCCGGUGCAAGAACGCUGCAGUCAAUCUAUUCAACACAACAAGAAAGAUGGGAGGGCCGGAAUUCAGUGAACAGUAUGGAGAAAGAUUAGCAAAUGAACUUGAAGAGACAUAUGAAAACUUUCAAAAGCACAACGACAGUAAAAAUAUCUUCAGUGCUGCUCGUACUCCGGCUACAAUAUUCGCCGUCAUGGUCUUUGCUUACGUCGUUUCUGGUCUAUUAGGAUUUGUCGGUCUGGAAUCGUUAGCAAACGUUUUCAACUUAGUCCUUGGGAUUUCAUUGGUGGUGCUAUGCAUCUGGGCGUACGUGCGCUACAGUGGGGACUUCAGGGAAUUAGGCGUUUACAUCGACCAGAUCGCCGAUCACAUAUGGGAAAAGGUCCUUAGUCCAAUUUACAUGAAAGCAAUGCAAUCAGGAGUGGAACAUGCUGUCAAGAUCAAGACGAAAAAGCAAUGAAAUGCCACCAAAAAGACACUAUGCCGAAAAAAAUUAUGACACUGCACAAUCGACAACUAUUGGUGCCGUUGUAAUAUAUAAACAUGAAGAUUUCGACAACUCCAGAGAAAGGAACCCACCAUUCUUCAGGCUAACUUCCUGCAUAUUAUUGUCAUGUCAUGCAGGAUCAAAACUGGAGUCAAUUUUGCAUGUUGCACAAACUUUCUUUGGUGAUGUGUGUAAAAGUAUAUAUACGUCAUGUGAAUGGUACCUCAAAUUGGGACGACUACUGCUGCAACUACAUUGUGUGCGCGUUCUCCUAUGCGCUUGACGUCAUUGUGUUUAAACCAUGCAGCUUGUCGCUUGACAUUUUCAUUGUAAACGAACACUAUGCAAGUUCUGUAUUCAUCACUCUUCAAUUGAACUGCACAUUUUACUAUCAACCGUGGCGAAAUUCGAAUAUUUUUGAGAUGUUAUGUUUUUGGCGAGUAUUGACAAAUGAAGAAAUGUGCUUUUAAAAAACCUUUUGAAUUAACCCACAUAUUGUAAACCCAGGUUUUCAUAGUCAUACCCUAGAAAAUAGAUACAUGCCUUAUUCAAGGUUCUUCAUUUCUAUCCAAACUUUGUAGGGCAGGCUGAUUUUUUCCACUUGUUAAAAACUGGCAAUGUUUGGUUUCACUGUCGAUAAGUUUUCUUCAAAUAUUAGUAAGAUACGUUAAUAUUAUUAUUAUUAUCUUUGUACAGAUGUUGUGGAAGAAAUAGGUAUUUCUCGGCCGUCCUAUUCUUAUUGUGUCAUUCUUAAACUCUGAUUGGUUGAUAAUUUAAUGCUACUAAGAAUUAAUAAAGAUUAGUCUUUACUAAUUCUUGAUGCUACCUACAUGUAUCUUAUCUAGACUUGUCAUUCACGUUUAGCUUGUGUGUGCUGGUUAUCGGUACUAGCUUAUAGUUCUUUUUGGUAAGGUAUCAUAGCUUGGCUUCAAAAGCUUUGCUCUUUGCACAUCUGUAACAUCUAUUACAUCUCAUUUGCUCCGGAAUCAGGGUAUCCUGAUUCAGUGUCUUGCUAUCAGCAUUUCUAUGUCAAAUGUCGUUUCUGUGGACAACUUUUUGUCGGGAUGAAUUAAACAAAAAGUAUCAUUGCCUAGAAUUUGUGAGGCUGGGUUGUGACAUUGGGUGAUAUGAAUAAAGACUAGCGAAUGCUUUUACUUCAAUUUUGUACAGAAAGGCCUAGUGGAAAUGUAUGCGGAGUUUUAGAAAAAAGCAUUUGCUCGUCUUUAUUCAUAUCACCCAUUGUUCGGGGUCUGGCCUGUGGAAAAGUUAUUACUGGAUUAAAAAUCUUUUUAGGGUGGUAGAUAUCCGAUCUUGGUAGUUCUGGUGAAUGAUGUACUUUUGUUAAACUGGCCUGCUCUGACAAAAUCAAAUCUAACCAUAGAUGACACUGAUUAGGUCUAUUAUCUGUGGUAACACGACUUUGAUGUGUCCCCUUUUGAUAAACUACGAGAGUCAGCAGAACCUUGAUGUUCGGCAGAACGUUGAGCAAUUGCGCUAUGUGUGUAUCAUACUAGGUCUGUUGUAUAUGGUUCUGUAAAACCUUUUAUAAACUGCAUAAUAUUUGUACUUAUCUUUGAUAUCUGUGGAAGAAGUGCAUUUAAUAUGUAUAUUGUUUUGCAUCACCGUGUUCAUGUAUAAGGUUGAGACAGUAUUCAGUAUACUUGUAAGUUUUAUUGAAAGUCAGGAUAUGUCAAGUUUUGUAAGGAAAUGCAUGUUGUUUAGUUACGAUGACAUCAACUCGGUUGCUCAACUUUUUAUACACCACACACUACGGUUAAUCAAAGUUUUGAAAUUCUGAAAUGAAAUUUUUCCGGCAGGAAAUUUCUCAAUAGUGUAUUGUCUUGUUCUGGUGACGUCUCUCGUCUCUAAUGUGAUGAGUGUAUUUGACAGCUGUCUCAUUUUUCACUCCUGUAAGGAUACAUAGAUGUAUUAAUUCUGUUUCGAACAACCUGUAGUGUGUUCAUUUUAAUGAAGUCGCACUUCGUGAGUAAUAAUCAGGUGGCAGUUAGCCUUUGUAUUCAAGGCAAGCACCUGUGGAUAUGCUGAAUAUUUAUUCAGUCGUUUUUCGAAAAUAACGCUGUACUUUAUCUAUAAACAGAACAUCGGGAUGUACCUGUGAAAUUCAUUGCAAUGAUGUCGAUAUUUAUGCAAGUGGGGUUGAAUAUUCAUGCUUUUCUUAAUAACUAACCAGUCAAUGUAACUAUACAAUCCUAAUGGAAAAAUAAAACUAAGCAAAACCAUUUCAAAAUCUUAAAGAAAUCUUGCCAGGCAAUUGGUCGCCCGCCACUUCGUUUCGCGCAUGUCAUUUCGUAAUAAUCUUCAAUAUAUUACGCCGGGUGGUGCUUAUUGAUGCUGCAUGCUUUUGCAAUUUUUAAGGAGCAUUUGUUAAAGGAGCGUUGUUGAGAGCGCACCUGCAGAAUCAAACAAAAAUUCUGUGGAAGACUUUCAUGAUUUUAUGUUGCUGGCUGAGUGACUGCUGCCAAGGCAAAAAAUUAGAGUUCUAUUUUUAACUUGCCACGCACAUGUAUACCGGGAAAACAGUUAGGUUAGAUAAUUUCAAUAUAUGUAUAUAUUGUAAGUUAAACAGAUACAUAUAUGUGAGAAAUGGAACAUGUGUCUGGACUUUGUAAUUGGAAUGUAUAUUUGUCAAAAAGAGUACCGUAGAUAAGUUUCUUACUAAUUAUAUUGUUGAUAUAUUUUUGUUACCAUGUCUGUAGUAAAGUCUUUGUGCUCAUUUCAUUUCUAACAUUGUUAUCUAUUGAAACUUGGAGGAGUAAUAUGACACAUUUCUGAUUUAAAAAAAAAUGAGAGUUGGACUUUUCGGGUUUCAACGAAGUGUGUAUGGCAUGACAGAAAUCCUAUAUCGAUCUGUGUCAUUUCAAAGUCGCUGGGAAGUUAGAAGUUUGUAAAAUUGUUUUAGAUUUUACUGACAAUUUAGCAAUGUGUAACAUUUAUAUAUAAUGUCAUGAUGUGGUAACUAUUAUCAAGAAUUAAUAAAGACUAGUCUUUACGUAUUCUGAAAACAUCUUUGUGGGAGUCAUUCUAAACAAAAACAUGUGUUAACAUUGUUCAGGAAGUGCUAAAAAAUAAUUUCUUUUCAUGAGUAAUACGAGUUUUUCUUUAUUUCCGUCUCUACUGAUUCAUUUUCGAUGUUUAAUCCAUGGCAGCAGUCAUUUGCUUCAUGCUAACUAAACUAACUAUCCUAUUUUCUGAUUCACCCUAUUCUGGCCUGAGUAGUGUACACUGUAUCUGCACAGUGCUAUCUAACAUCCAUACAUAACCCUCGCCAAAUUAGGGUGAAAUUGGUGUUUCAAAUUGCUUACUCAGGGUGAUGGUUUUAAGAAAAUAACAAAAAAUAUAUAAACAGAUUAUAGCACCCACCUAUACGAUAUAUGCCUGUGUGAUAAAUUAUUUGAAAAUUGUGUAAGAUAUCUGGCAUGACUGAUUUUCACUAACCAAAUGUCUGUGUAAUAUUUGUAAAUAUUUACAAUCAUAAUUUGCAUCCAGGUUUGAUUUUUUCUCUUGCUGAAUUCCUAUAUGAUGGAUAAAGUGGAGGAAGUUAGAUGUGUGUACAACAGUGUAGAGUUGCAGUUUCCUUUCUGAAAUAUUGCUUGGGUCUUUAAGGCAGUAAGAAAAAUAUCAAAUGUGGUUGCAUUGUUAGUGCUAGCAUGCUUUGUUAAUACGACUUUGUAUACCGGUAUUAGUUUCUUUAAACUUAAUAUUUUGUUUGUGUUCCUCGGUUUCCCUAUGUGCAUUCAAAAUCAUAGGGCAGCCAUUCUAACCUUUGAGGGGGAUUUCAUGAAUAUGAAGGGAAUGGCUAACAGAAUGUGCUGUCCUCUUAUCAUUCUAUUAUGUUUCAUUCACACUUUUGUUAUCUAAAUUGUGUUCUGCAAAUGAUGAUUUUUGUGACUAAAUGCUGGCUACCAUUCUCACUAAAAUGACGAAAAAAGUUCAGUCACUUGAUUUUGUAGCAAAAGUCUUCAAAUGUUUACCAGAUGUCACUACUGUUAAAUGUUUAACUUUAGUUUUGUCUUCUGAUGUUUAAUUUGAAAGUAAUCAGUGCCUCUGUUUAAGAUGUGUGCAAUGAGUUGAAUUUACGUGGUAUGAAUGUAAAGGAAUAAUGUACAAUGGUUCAAUUCGAUACUUUCAUGAACAUUACAGGGUGGCCCAGAAUGAUGUCCCUCACACAAUGGAUACACAAUAGAAUUAUAUUGUGCAAGGGCAGAUAAUUCUGGGCCACCCUGUAGAAUAGCCUUUUUAUAUGAAGACCUGUUAAAUAGUCCGCACUCUGAUUAGAAUACAGACUCCUUAGUAAGAAUUUUUCACAACUGUCUGAUGAUUUUGACAUAAACUUGAAUAAUAACAAAGCUGUUUUCUUUCCUUAAAACCAACAUGACAAUAGAUCUGUACGAAUCCAUAGCUCAACCUGGGUGGCUUUUUUUUGGCAUUUUUGUAUCGAUGUGAAAAGAAUCCUUCUCUAACAUGUCUAACAUGACACAAGUAGUAAGCCUUGUACAUCUUUCCUAGUUGUAUGUUUGAAUGAUUCAACACCCUAUUACAAUAAAUAUCCUAUUUGACAA